Messenger RNA from Sinocyclocheilus grahami, 833 nucleotides. Its product is annotated as LYR motif-containing protein 5A-like. The coding region runs from base 134 to 391 and encodes 85 amino acids. The transcript has 3 exons. Gene Ontology annotation, cellular component: mitochondrion. NCBI's taxonomy places the organism in Eukaryota, Metazoa, Chordata, Actinopteri, Cypriniformes, Cyprinidae. The record is from RefSeq and is a predicted model, not a curated record. Gene Ontology annotation, biological process: respiratory electron transport chain.
AUUUUGGAAAGCGUCCAUAUCAUGGCAUUUCCCCCGCACGUCCUGGUAAACACCUCUGUUGUGAUCUUGUAGGUUAUGUAUUCCUGCCAAGAUUCUGUAUUCGCUAUCUCAGGAUAAAGAGAGAUAAGUUCAAAUGAGUAAUCCACUGAGAGGAGAAGUUAUUAGAUUGUACAAAAAUCUUCUGUAUCUUGGGCGGGAAUAUCCAAAAGGCACUACAUACUUCAGGGAGCGUCUGAAAGCAGCUUUCAUGAAGAACAAAGAUGUCACAGAUCCUGAGAAAAUCAAAAAGCUGGUUGACCGUGGAGAGUUUGUGAUCAAAGAACUCGAGGCGCUUUACUUCCUCAGGAAAUACAGAGCGAUGAAGAGGCGCUACUACGAACCAGAGCAUUAAUCGAUGUUUCUGCCAGACUGUAUAUGUGUCAAAAGGGAAAUCACUACUUUCUGCACGUUUUUGAAUGUCUGUGUUUGAUGUGUUGCACUACAACAGAUUUGGACAUGAACUUUUAUUUUUACUACUUCUAAGUCCUUGUUCGAUAUACAAUAGGCAGUUAUUUGUAAUGACAAUUACAUAUGUAUUUAUAUUUAAAUACAUUUCAGUUUUAUGAUGUUCUAAGCAGGUCUUUGUGUAGACAGCUCUACAUCACAGAAAGCAAAGUUGGUUUUUCCAAAGGAUUUCUCCAGCUCCUGCACCAGGUCAAAAUUUCCUGCGCUACUGGAAACCUUUUAGUGCAAAUAAAUGAAAAUGAUCAGAUAGAUGGGAGUAGUGUGAGUAUGUCUGUCCAUUUAUACAUAUGUAUUUAUAUAUAUGCAUUAAAGAAUAUGCUCACUUUUGC